Linepithema humile (Argentine ant) is the source of this 7918-nucleotide messenger RNA. RefSeq names its product cGMP-specific 3',5'-cyclic phosphodiesterase (gene Pde6). Gene Ontology annotation, molecular function: protein binding; 3',5'-cyclic-nucleotide phosphodiesterase activity. Gene Ontology annotation, biological process: signal transduction. The record is from RefSeq and is a predicted model, not a curated record. NCBI's taxonomy places the organism in Eukaryota, Metazoa, Arthropoda, Insecta, Hymenoptera, Formicidae.
CACACCACGAGGACGAUAAGCGUCCGUGAGGCUCACGUGUCACCGACAUACACGGACAGCGAGCGCCCGUAUUGCGAGCGCGCGCGUUCGAUGCGGAGAUAGUAGUACGUCCCAAGGCGGACGUGGACGGCAGUGCGCGCGUACGAGACGUGCGCGGAGCAGAGCGGAGCGGAGAGAAGAGCCGUGGGAGGCUCGGACGCGUAACCAGCCGAGCUCCGCGCCGCGGACACCCCCUCACACGCCUCACCGCCUGACCCGAGAAAGAGAGAGAGACUUCAGUAAGCUCGGAGCUUUCGACCGGUCUGUUCGUUGUCGCCGCGUCGUCGUCGCCGUCGCCGCCGUUGUCGUCGUCGUUGUCGUCGUUGUCAUUGUCGUACGUCGCGUCGCGUCCCGGCGCGAAACGCAUCGACACGCGAUAACGCUGGCGAUUGUCGCGCAGCAGCGAUCAUUCUGGAGAUAUCCUCGAGUCGAGCUGUCAAUCGUGAAUCCUGCGAUAUUUCGACGAACUGCAGUGAAAAUCGAGAGGUGUAAAAGAGAGGAGCGAAAGUCGCGAACGAGUGUCAGCGAGCUGAUCUUGAAUAAUGACACUGACAGGACAAGGGUGAUCUCUCGAGGGGUGGCGAUGAGUGACAGUGUGUCGAACGAAUUAAGAGUUUUCUUGCCGUCAAUUUCGAAGUAGACGAUCUUGCCGAAUCCCGCCGGUGAAGGAAGAAUGCGGACAAAGAAAAGGAACUCGCGAGGACCAAGUGCCGGUCGAUGCGGUUUCGAGUUGACGAUCGCGCGUCAUCGAGCUGCGCGUUGAUCUUGUCCCGCGCGCGAGAAAUCGGUGCGAUCCUACGAUAAAUAAUUUUCUAAGGGGAGAUUGCGAGGGAAGGGCUUUUCUAUUUGAGGCCGACGACGUGGGGACGAUCGAAGCCGCGUGCGGAGGAGGCGAUGAUCUCGUUCCCGGAAGCGGCCGGGAAUCCUCUCGUUUAGAGCUCACGUCGAUCACGCGUGAUCACGGUGAUCCUGUCGCAACUGCGGGGGAAAGGGGCUCUAAUCGCUCGAUUGGUUUCCCGCUAAUUAACGCGCGUAAUGCACUCUUAAGUAUAGCGAGGAAGAAAUAAUAGGGUGAUAAAAAAACAUGAAAACAAAUGAACAUCGAUAAAGCGAUUGAUAAAAGUUGUAAAGAUCAAAGCGGAGCAAAGAAGGGAUUGCGUUUAAUAUCGGGGCGCAAAGUUGUCGGAUUCGAGCGUUGAACUAGCGACGGGAAAAAGUGAACGCCAAGCGAUGAGAAAGUCCGCAAAUGAUAGAAGCUCCGGAAAACACACACCGUAACGGAUAUAUCGAACGGCGACGAACUUGAACGUGAAAAAAAAUACGCGAGUUACGAGUAUGCGUCUGCGUGAUCGCGCGGCGACGAUUUCGGCGUUUAGCGGCACCGAAUUUUGCGAAAACGGCGACGGUCGCUCUUUCAUCGACGAGCAAUCAGUUCCGUCCAGUCGAUUUCGCGAUUGAAUGCUUUACGGAAAACAUGAGAGCAAAACGACCGACGAAUGCAUCUUCGACGUGUUCAAUUUAAAGAAUUUGAAAAAAAUAUAAAUUGUAAAAAGAACACGUUUGCCCCUUGAAAAGAUCGAGAAUGGAAUAAAAAUGAGAAAGUGUAGGAUUAUUGUGAAAUUUUAUAUUCAUACAUUCAACGACACACGCUUCAAAAAGAAAUAGUGACGAGACGUUAGGGAAUAUUAUGGCCUGUUGAAAUGACGUCUAUUCAAUGUGGUGACUACCGACGAAGGACUCGAUUGUACGCGAUGACGGCAAGCUUUCACGUGCGGCAGAAAAUCACGAAUGACAUUUUGCAAGAGUGAUGGCUAUUUCGGGCCGGACACGCGGGUGUGCUGCAUUUAUAAGACGAUCCCCGCGAACAGUUUACCGCAGAUUCGAGUUUCCGGGAUUCGCAGAAACGUGCGUAAACGCCGGGAAACGAAGGGACGACGGGAUGUAAGGCUUCCUCUCGCACGAUUCUCGCGGGUAUAACUGAACGUUCCUAUUGCGCUCGAUGCACGUUACAUUAAGCUCAAGGUGAUAUGGAAGCAGAAGACGAAGUGGAUGAUGAGUUGUCGGAGGCCGCCGACACGGAAGCAAAUCACAACAAUAAUCUUGAGAACUUCGAAACAAUGAAGAUCUCUACGAAGCCGGUGUCCGAGAGGACACCGGAGAAAGACGACUGUCCUUUGGUGCGCUCGUCCAAUCCCGAACGAGCGGAAAAUGUUGAUUCCACCGACAACGACAGUCCCGAAAAGUUGAAAACGUCCGCGCGACCAGAAUCAAAAGUACCCCUAAGUACAAGCACAAAGACUGACGUCAAGGAGAUUGAAAUCGCUAGGCUGUGCAGAAGCAAGAGGGUCAGCUGCCAGGACACUAUACACGAAUACGACGAGGACGACAAUCUCACCAUGGAUAGAGUCGGAAGGUACCUGGAAGCGCAUCCUGCCCUAGCAGAAACGUGGCUGCGGGAGAAGGCGAGCCUCCAGCUUCGGCAACGAUUACAGAACACAUGUGUGGUGCAAACGAUAACGCCGAGCGCGCCGAGGGUGCACUCGGAAGAGAACCUCCUCAAUCGGAACAAACGCAACAGCGUUACGUCCGAUCUCUUUCAGACCUGGCUGGCCUCGAGUUCACCUGCGAAGCGCAGCAAGAGCCCCAACAGGACUCACAGCUCGCUGAUGGGUCGCCGCGAGGAGCUCGGAAGACUGGACGAGAGCGACCUAUUCAUGGAGCUGAUAAGGGACGUGGCGAAUGAGCUGGACAUCAACAUCCUUUGUCACAAGAUCCUGGUGAACGUCGGCCUACUCACGUAUGCCGAUCGCGGCAGCCUGUUCCUGGCCAAGGGACCCCUCGAGGAUCGUUAUCUAGUGGCGAAGCUGUUCGAUGUCACGCAGGACACCGAACUCGAAGAAGCUGUCCAGCGGGCCAAGAAUGAAGAGCUCAAAAUACCGUUCGGCGUUGGUAUUGCCGGUUACGUCGCGCAGACCAAAGAGACUAUCAACAUCAAGGACGCUUACAAGGAUCCGAGAUUCAACAGCGCCAUCGAUAUGCGGACCGGCUACAAGACGACGUUGAUCCUAUCCAUGCCGAUUUGCAAUUACGAGGGCGACGUAAUCGGAGUCGCUCAGAUCAUCAACAAGACGAACGGCAGCAACGAAUUCACCGACCGGGACGUCGGGGUGUUCCAAAGAUACCUCACGUUCUGCGGCAUCGGCAUACAGAACGCGCAGCUGUUCGAGCUGUCCGUGCAGGAGUACCGGCGCAAUCAGAUACUCCUCAAUCUCGCGAGAAACAUAUUCGAGGAACAGAACAAUCUCGAGUGCCUCGUGACGAAAAUCAUGACCGAGGCGAAGGAGCUGCUCAAAUGCGAGAGAUGCGCUGUUUAUCUGCUGGAUCUGGACUGCGGCGAGGCAGGACAUCUUGAAAAAAUUGUCGAGCGGCCCGGGAAGUCGGUGCAAGAGAGCAGAAAGCCGUUGUCGAGAAGAGAGAGCAACAACAUCGACAUGGAGGACAUUUUCCAACAGCACGCAUCGACCGAGGACAAUAAAUUCACCAUGGUCUUCGAGAUGGAAAAUGAAACGCAAGAGGCCCGGGUCUAUCGGCCGAGUCACAACGAUCUAUCGAGUUCUUUGGGACAGAUCGCGAGGUACGUCGCCGCGACGGGUCAGAUUCUCAACAUCGGCGACGUCGCCACGUGGUUGAAGAAGGGUGUGAUGGAGAGCGGAAAGGAGCCUAUCAGAAGUAUCCUGUGCAUGCCGAUCGUGAACGGACAAAGAAUCGUUAUCGGAGUUGCUCAAUUGAUCAACAAGGACAACGGCACGUCUUUCACCGACUCGGACGUAUCGAUAUUCGAGGCGUUCGCUAUUUUCUGCGGUCUCGGCAUUCACAACACGCAGAUGUACGAGUCUGCGUGCAAGCUGAUGGCGAAGCAGAAGGUGGCCCUCGAGUGUCUGAGCUAUCACGCGACCGCCAACAACGACGACGCGCUGCGUCUCGUCUCCGAUCACAUACCGUCCGCGGAAAUCUACAAUCUUUACAGUUUCACGUUCAUCGACUUCGACCUAACCGACGACGACACGUGCCGCGCUACCAUCAGGAUGUUCAUGCAGUGCGAUCUCAUACAGAAAUUCCACAUACCGUAUGACGUUCUGUGCAGAUGGAUUCUCAGUGUGAAGAAAAAUUACAGGCCAGUAAAGUAUCACAAUUGGCGGCACGCGCUGAACGUCGCGCAGACGAUGUUCGCGAUGCUGAAAACCGGCAAGAUGGAACAAUUCAUGACCGAUCUGGAGAUCCUCGGGCUCCUAGUGGCCUGCCUCUGCCACGAUCUGGAUCACCGCGGCACCAACAACGCCUUCCAAACGAAAACGGAAUCCCCACUCGCGAUUCUGUAUUCGACUAGCACGAUGGAGCACCAUCACUUCGAUCAGUGCGUCAUGAUUCUGAAUUCCGACAGCAACAACAUCUUCCAGAGCCUGUCGAUGGAGGACUACAGGCGAGUGAUGAAGGUCGUGGAGAGCGCGAUCCUGUCGACCGAUCUGGCGAUGUAUUUCAAGAAGCGGAAUCGCUUCAUGGAAGUGAUCGACGAGGGCGAGUUCGACUGGCAGAGCGAGGAGAAAAAAGAACUGUUGUGCGGCAUGAUGAUGACGGCGUGCGACGUGAGCGCGAUAGCAAAACCCUGGGACGUACAGCAUCGCGUGGCGAAGCUGGUGGCGGACGAGUUCUUCGAUCAAGGCGACCUGGAGCGUCUUCAACUGAAUCAACAACCGGUAGCGAUGAUGGAUCGCGAGAGACGGGACGAGCUGCCACAGAUGCAAGUUGGCUUUAUCGACGUCAUCUGCCUGCCUCUCUACAAGGUCAUGGCAGAAACGUUCCCGUGGAUACUGCCGCUUUACGAAGGUACUAUGGAAAAUCGAAAACACUGGCAAGAUCUGGCGGAGAAGGUCGAAAUGGGGCUCACGUGGAUCGAUCGCGACACGAUCGAGGAACCUGUGGAAGAAUUCGUUUCCUACGAGCCCAGAGACAUUGAAUUCACAGUUACGACUCUGAAUUGCGCGCAUGCCGACAAGAAAGAAGAACAGCCGCCGGACAAGUCGACGCUCGGCAGAUUCGCCUCGUUGAGAAAGGGCGGGCGUACGCUGAGCAAAGGGAUGCGACAUCGCAUCAGCAGGUCUCUCUACACCAGGAGCAGCUCGGAAGACGCCGGCAAGUCGAAAGCAUUGCUCCCGGAGAGGAAAAAUCGAAACAAGCUAUGUCUACUCAUUUGACGGCUAACUUCGACGACUCUAGAAAGCAUUCCCGAGUGAUAACCGACAAACGGCGGUAUUCGGAAGAUGAAUAUUUAAACGCGUAUCGCGACUUCCAGGUCGUGGAAGAGGGAAUCUUUGACGUUAGAAUCGCCUGGAAGCUGAAGUUUGACAGGCAAUCCGCGUACAGUGCGGCUGUCAUGCAAAGAGAGCUUUACGCUAAAAGUCGCUUUUGCGAUGUUAACAGAUUGAUGGAAUCAAGAGCGCGAUUCGCGACGGAAAAAGCGUUGUCUGACAACGCGAUAUGAUUACUCUUUAGAGUGACAGAAUGAAUUAUCUAAAGCAAAACUUUGAAGCUACUUUCAUAGCAGCGAAAUACUAUGGGAAAUGAAUCCUUUUUGAAAAAGACAUUGACAUUUGCAGAAAUAAUCAUACCACGAUCGUGGUCGGUUGUAAUCCGAAAAAAUCUCACUUGAUAAGAUUUAAAAUCGAUGAAAAAAUGAAAAGGUAAAAAAAGACAAGCGACAAGAAAUUUUGUUAAUUAAAACUCAAAUAUUUUAGCAAAAAAAAUGAGUUUUUAAAGAUCUGAUAGAAAAAAUUGACAAUAUUGGCGAGCAGAAAACGCAACAAUUGCUAAAAGUAAUUCAAACAGAUCAAAGAGAAAAUAAAGAAAUUCACAUUUCGUAUUAACAAAAAGCUCUGACAUAAUUAUCGAGAAAUCAAUUAUAAUAUUUCAUAAUUACUUAUUUCUCAGUAUUUUAUAAAAAUAUGGAGAGAAAAUUUCGAAUUUUACUUUCUCGCAUUGGACACGAAUCAAAGUUGUACUCGAGAGAAGAGUUAGCGUCUCAUUGACGUGUAAAAUUUAGAGAAAAUUAUAUAAUCACGUGCAUAUUUGUAUAACUAUUGCUGGCGAACAUUACUGAAAUGAAAAAUAUACUCGAACGCAUCUUACUGAUUCCGACUCAUUAUUGUCAAACGUAGAAAACGAUGAAUCAAAAUACCGAAGUAAUAAUGCUAAACUGACGAAUUCUUGCAGCGUGAAGACAGUGAACCAAACACAUAACUCCCGAGAAAGUAGGAAGAGGGGAAAAGAAGAAAAAGAAAGAGAAAAAUGCGAGGUAAUCUAAGAAAGGAUCUGGCGUCGGAUCCCGAGAAGACUGUUUGCCCGUAGGUUUUAAGGCGAUAACACACACGUAGACACGGUAUUACGUAAAACAUGUACAUUUAGUCGGUGGCUAGGUAGGCUAGAGAACUUGACGGUCGGUCGUUGCACCUCACAACGACAUUGCUCAUAAUCGCAAUCCCGUAGAGCGCGAGGGAGUGUGCUGCGUGUGCGUGUAAACACGUCGGGCGUCGUCGGAUAAUGAUUUGUGUGUGACAAUGACGAGUUCAAUUUUGACAAUCUUUUUGUAUCACAUCUCGAUGAUGUAUUCUAGGCUAUACACGAUUCGACGGGACGAAGGGAUCGAUGACGUGACGCUUUACAGAGACAUGCGAAGUCGGACUCGCGGACACGCUGCUCCACGAUGUGCAAUUUAAAUUAGGAAACGAGCGCAAUUUCAUUGUUUCAUUAUCUCAAAUUUUUCCUCGCAGAGCGAUCUCCGCGAUAACGAAGAUGAACAAUUGAUAUGGUUAAGAUAAAAAAAAAAUUGCUCAAGUCGAUUUUUUUUAUGUUGACUGAGUUUCGUAUCCUUAAAUCUUUUAGCGAGAUAUUUUAAGCAAAGAGUUGUAAGCAUCUUAAAUUCUACAAAUUAAUAAUUUUAUGUGAAUAUAUGUAUAUUAGAGAGAUUUUAAAUUUUGCAUAAACAAGUAAGAGCUGAAGUGAGUGAAAUUUAAAUAUUUUAAAAAUUAUAUAGAUAAGGAAUUUUAAGUAAACGAAUUUCAACGAUGUCGAAUUUUGUAAGGAAAGAAUUUUCAGAAAAUUAGCAUACAGCAUUUUCAAUUUCGUAUGUGAGAAAAAUUCUACCUUGUAAGAAAAGGUCCUUCUUUCAAGGAAUUCAGAGUCGACUCGGAUAAUUGUUGACACGAUCGCAUAAAUCCAAGAGUAUUUAUCUUUCAGUCUCAUUGUAUACGUGUACACAACGAUCGCGAGUACAUAACAAGCACCGGCACUUUCGUGUCGCGGUAAUCGGUGCUCGUAAAACGGAGGCAAUGAUAGCAUUAAAUCGUACACACGCACGCAACGUAUAUAAUCCGUGACGCAAGCAUGAUCGCGAGUCCAUCAAUUAUUUGCAGUUCGAGUUUUGUACAUUGACCCUUCAGGAGAUCGGCAAAUGCGCGUUACGUCACUCAUUUACGUGAUAUAUUUACGUGAUAUAUUUACGUUUUCGUUACGUACACAUCCCGACGGGAUAAUUCCGAUUUCUUGACGCAAUUAAUGCGCGGUAAUUUAAUUCCUCUUGCGAUUAAUGCUAUCGUAUCGAUUAAACUGCGUUGGAUAUUGCGAAAAAUUCGUGCAUACAAAAUCGAAGCGCAGUUUAUUAUGUUCUAUAGAAUUUCUCAAAUGCAAAUUACGUUUUCGAAUGUAUCUGAGAGUUGAGCAACACGAGAGUGAGACUGGUUUCUAGUCUUUUGAUAUAGCUGCGAAUAAAUAUGCCUAUCAAAAAUUGUUGCACAUGGUUAAAUAAAAUCUGGAUGUGCUCAAAAAG